AUGCCGACAUCAACGACAAAGCUGAGCCUCGGCCUCGCCUUCCUAGCCGCGACCUCGCUCACCACCGCCUACCCGCUGUACACGUUCAACGGCAGUCCAUCCGCUCUCCUGGCCCGAGACGACAACAGCACCCUCCAGUCCUGCCUCGCCAACAGCGGCGGCUACGACCUCUCGUACAGCACCUCUUCCGACUACACCGCCCUCUCCACCUCCUACAAUUCGCUGUUCGACUACAAGCCUCUCGUCGUCGCGGUUCCCUCCUCGGAAGCCGAGAUCUCGGCCAUUGUCCAAUGUGUUUCCGCUGAAGGGGGCAAACAAAAGCUCAGCCCGCGCUCAGGCGGUCACUCCUACGAGUCCUACUCGCUCGGUGGUCAGGACGGGUCUGUAGUCGUCGACCUGCAGAACUUUAACACCAUCGAUGUCAAUCAGACGACCAAAACCGCUAUUGUCGGAGCAGGUGUCCGUCUCGGCCCGCUAGCACAGUCCAUCUGGGAUCAGGGCAACUUCUCGCUUCCCCACGGCACCUGCCCAUACGUCGGUGUCAGCGGUCACGCUCUCGGCGGUGGGUUUGGCUUUCCCACUCGCGCCUGGGGCUUUUUGCUCGAUCGGAUUGUCGAGAUGCGCAUGAUCGACGUCAACGGUACCAUUCAAAACGUCAACAACGAGACCAAUACCGAUCUCUGGUGGGCCCUCCGUGGGGCGGGGUCGAACAAUUUUGGCAUCGUCACCCAGUUCACCUUCAGCCUGCUCGACGCUCCGACGAGCAUCAUCAACUAUGCGUAUUCGUACAAGACGAAUGAGGAUUGCGCCAACGCCGUGGUUGCGCUGCAGAGCAUGACACUGGCUACGAACGUCGAUCAGGGAUUGGCGCCCGAGUUCGGUGGUGAGCUGCUGAUCGCGGGCUCGGCGGCGGGCGACUUUGAUGGCAACGCGUGCCAGCUCUCCGGUCAACACAUCUCUACCUCGCGCGCGGAUCACGACGCCCUGAUCUCGCGCUUCAACACCCUCGCUGGCAUCACACCGGCAAGCACCACCGUCACCGAGUACACUUCCUGGCUCGAAUCGCUCGAAAACAUCAUGGGGAGCCUCAACACCUCCGCCCCCAUCACGCAGGAUCAGUUUUACGCCAAGUCCCUCGUCCAACCCACCCUCGCCACGUACAACUACUCGUCCGCUCUGGCGCUGGUGGACAAGCUGAAUGGAUACGCCGGAUUGCAAGGCACGGGCAACAGCGUCUCGUUUGACUUCCUCGGCCCGCUUUCGUUCCCGAACAACGUCAAUGCGAGUGACAGCGCGUUCAAUGCGCACACUGCCAGCUUCAUCUACCAGUUCUACUCAUACGGCUUUCCGUCGAACGACAACUCGGACGGCCAACAACAGGUCUGGAACGCAUUCGACGAUCUGGUGGAGACGGCAAAGGACAGUGACAGUGCAGCGGACUGGGGUGCAUAUGUCAACUACGUCGAUGCUAGACAGCAGGAUUGGGGGUCAGCGUACUACGGACAGGGUCUGGCGAGGCUGAAGGCGAUGAAGGAGACGUGGGAUGCCGAGGGGGUGUUCUGGUUCCCGCAAGGAUUGGCGAGUGCCUAA
Molecule: messenger RNA, 1590 nt
Organism: Kalmanozyma brasiliensis GHG001
Lineage: Eukaryota; Fungi; Basidiomycota; Ustilaginomycetes; Ustilaginales
Product: FAD linked oxidase, N-terminal
Exons: 1
Coding region: 1-1590 (529 amino acids)
Molecular function (GO): oxidoreductase activity; FAD binding
Source: RefSeq, a predicted model, not a curated record